ACAACGCAAUUCUUCCAAUGGGUAUGUUGUUUGACACGUGUGAGAUGCCGUACUUUAGAAAUCAGGAAGUCCGUCUUCACCGAAGCAACAAAACAUGCGUUGAUUUUUGCAGGAUGUCAUCAAGAGGCGCAGUCAUCAUCAAAUCUGUACAAUCCUACAGAGGGUUACGGUUCCAAAUUGACUGUCAAAGGCUUCAGCUGCAUUUGGAUCAGUUGCUUUGAAUUCAGUGAUGGCGCGGGAGGAAGAAGAGCUGACAGUGGAUAGACCCAAAGAGGGGGAUGUGUUCACAUCAGUGCGUUGCCUGGGCUACCUGUCCAGCAUCAAUCUCCUUGUGGCGGUUUGCGUGGGCAUGUAUGUACGCUGGGAGCUGACAAAUGAACCCAUGAUUCUGGUCAUCUUUAUCCUGGGCCUCGUAGUCUUAGGAAUAGCCAGCAUCCUCCACUACUACUUUGCCAUGGAGAAAGCCAGCUUGAGUUUGUGUAAUUUGUGGUUUGGGUUUUUGUUGGGCCUUCUGUGCUUCCUCAACACCCAUGCCUUGGAUUUAAAUGUCAAAGAGGUCGUCACCAACUAUCUCCUCCUCGCCAGUGUCAUCAUGAAAGCUAUGUGGGCUGUUACCGAACGAAUAUGCAACGCCAUCCGAUACAAACCCGUGUUGCUAACUUCCACUGAGGUGUUGGAGCUCAUGGGAUUUGCUAUUGCCAGCACCACCAUGCUCUUUCAAAAAGCAAUGGCAAUCAUUUGCUUGGUCGUGGCCUUGGGUGCUCUCAUUGUGGACCUGAAAAUGAAAUCCCUCCUCGCUUUGCCCAACCUGCUCACUUUUGCCUUAGUUACCUCCUUCGUGUUUUUCCCAGCCUUAGACAUUCCAGCAAACCCUUAUGCCUUAGGCUGCUUCUUGGGCAGGCUGCUGUGUGAACCCACAUUGGAUGUUUACUUCAGUGGACUGGGGCCCUGUGAGCGCUGGAUGCCCAUACUGUCUCUGGGGAAGGUGUGGAGGAGACUCUCACUGCUGCCUUUGACUGUAGCUGAGGUGGCCUUCUUUGUCCUGGCGGCUUUAAAGUUGAGCCACUUGGAGAUUUGGUACCUGGUGAUUCCAGGCUUUUGUGUUUUUGGCCUUUUCUGGUCCAUCUGCCACAUAGUUCUGCUGAUCACAUUAUGGGGUUUCCACUCCAAGCUGAGUGAGUGCCAGAAGACCUGGCGUGCUCAGCGAUCUGGUAGCCGCACUCUGGAACAAGUCAUGGCCUCCAGGGGGAUCCGACACUUCUGCCUCAUUUCAGAACGUUUGGUGUUCUUUAAUCUGUUGUCAACAGUCAUGUUGGGUGCCGUGUCUUGGCAGUCCUCCAACGGUCACUUCCUCAGCGCCCUGCUGGUGGUGCUGCCCAUAGAAUCUCUGAUACACAGCGUGUUCCAUGAACUGGGGAGCUGCCUCGGUGGAACCUGCAUUGGUUAUGCCCUGGUCAUACCCACAGCGUACUGCAGCGCCGACGGCCAGCCCACUCUGCUGCCCCCAGAUCAGGUCCAAGUGCUAAACCUGCGCUCCACAGGCAUGCUGAACAACGUGCAGCGCCUCUUUGCGCACCACAUGAUCCAGACUUUUGGAUGCGACUACUCCACCAGUGGUGUGAUGCUGGAGGCUGUGCAGAACAAAGUACGCAACUUUCUGGAGCUCCGCACCGCCGACGGGCCGCGCCACGACACCUAUCUGAUUUUCUACAGUGGCCACACCCACCGCGGUACUGGUGCCUGGGCUCUGGCAGGAGGUGAGAGUUUCCACCUGGCACAGCUCCUGGAGUUGUGGAAGGAAAAGAACGCUGACCACUGCUCCCGUCUCAUCAUUGUGCUGGACACCGAGAACGCCCUCCCCUGGGUCAAGGAGGUGCGGCGGGUGGAGGGGAUCUAUGUGGCCGUGCAGGGUGCAGAGCUGUUGUCCGUCAGCGGGGAUCUUGAAGCUGGAGACACCUUCUUGGGGGACUUCACUUCAGAAUGGGUUGAGUACAACUGCAACCCGGAGUGUGAUAGCCAGUGGUCAGAAAAGGGAAGGACGUUGACAGCCAUCUAUGGCGUCUCCAAACGUUGGAGUGACUACACGCUCCACCUGCCGACUGGCAGCGACGUGGCCAAACAUUGGAAGACCCAUUUUCCAAAGGUUACGUAUCCCAUGGUGCACUUGUCAAACUGGUGCUGUGGCCUCAAUCUCUUCUGGCUGUGUAGCAUGUUACUGCGCUGCUUCAGGAGGUGUAAACUAGCUUGGUUUCCGCCCGCUGUGCUGGACACGGGUCAGGGCAUCAAACUGGUGCACUCGUAGAUAGUAACACGCUCUAACAGGUGGGGGUUACUGGCUGUAACGUGCCACAAACUUAACAUUUGUGCAAUGACGUUUUUCAAACAUUUGUCCAAAUUUUUAUUUGCGUAAUCUGAUGCAAACUGCGAAACAAUAGAGGGGCCGGUGGACGCCAAAAAUGGAAUGAUCCGCAGCACAGUUUGUGAAACGUUACAUUCCCAGACUGGAUUUACAGGUAUCCUUUUCUAUAGUACUUGGUUUGUCUAUUACUAUGUAUUUUCCCAACAUUACUCUGUUCACUGAAGCACAUUUGUCAGUGGUGGGCACAGUUCACCCAAUCAGCUAACAGCUAGUUAGCGAAGCUGACUUUUUCGUUAGUCUUGCAACUUUUAAGCUAACCUUGAAAACCAUUAGUGACUAAAUUUUGUUCUGCUGACUUUAAGUCAACAAACCGUUUUGUAAAAAUAAAGUUUAAUUGCCAAAAAUGCUUGUAAACUCAAAAAUGCAUUUGUUCCUGU
Molecule: messenger RNA, 2796 nt
Organism: Thalassophryne amazonica
Lineage: Eukaryota; Metazoa; Chordata; Actinopteri; Batrachoidiformes; Batrachoididae
Gene: tmem168a
Product: transmembrane protein 168a
Exons: 6
Coding region: 230-2302 (690 amino acids)
Source: RefSeq, a predicted model, not a curated record